This is a messenger RNA of Sphaeramia orbicularis (orbiculate cardinalfish), 4712 nucleotides long. RefSeq names its product forkhead box F1 (gene foxf1). Gene Ontology annotation, cellular component: nucleus. The transcript is spliced from 3 exons. Gene Ontology annotation, molecular function: DNA-binding transcription factor activity, RNA polymerase II-specific; RNA polymerase II cis-regulatory region sequence-specific DNA binding. The coding region runs from base 213 to 1355 and encodes 380 amino acids. Lineage: Eukaryota; Metazoa; Chordata; Actinopteri; Kurtiformes; Apogonidae. Gene Ontology annotation, biological process: regulation of transcription by RNA polymerase II; animal organ morphogenesis. The record is from RefSeq and is a predicted model, not a curated record.
GUAAAAAGUGAGCUCCUCGGACGCACGACAACACACCAAGUGAAGUGGAAAGCGGCUCCUGUUCUGCUCCUUAUCCCAUUUCGGACCCUGCGCACACGGCGGCUGUGCUUCAGACUGCGGCCGGACGCAACCAGAAGGAAGUCCAACUUUUACACUGUCACGUCUUUGGCUUGUGCGUCAAGUUUUCAGAAAUAACGGACUAAGUUUAACUCAUGACGGCAGAGGUCCAGCAGCCCCCAGCGCAGACUCCUGCCCAGAGCAGCCCCAUGUCUGCCCCAGAGAAGCCUCACGGACAGACGGCAGUGAUGGAAACCGCGUCCUCCACUACGAAAACCAAAAAGACAAACGCGGGAAUCCGUCGACCAGAGAAACCCCCGUAUUCAUACAUAGCUCUGAUAGUCAUGGCUAUCCAGAGCUCUCCAACCAAGCGCCUGACGCUCAGUGAAAUAUACCAGUUCCUUCAGAGCCGCUUCCCGUUUUUCAGGGGCUCAUACCAAGGAUGGAAGAACUCUGUGCGUCACAACUUGUCCCUCAACGAGUGCUUCAUAAAGCUGCCCAAGGGCCUCGGUCGGCCAGGGAAGGGCCACUACUGGACUAUCGACCCGGCUAGUGAGUUCAUGUUCGAGGAGGGCUCCUUUAGAAGAAGGCCCCGGGGCUUUAGGCGCAAGUGCCAGGCGCUGAAGCCCAUGUACAGCAUGAUGAACGGCCUGGGAUUCAACCACAUCCCCGAGUCCUACAACUUCCAGGGUGGCGGCGGGGGCCUGUCCUGUCCACCCAACAGCUUGUCACUGGACAGUGGGAUUGGGAUGAUGAAUGGACACUUGGCAGGUAACAUGGAAGGAAUGGGUCUGUCCGGGCACUCCAUGUCACACUUGUCGACUAACAGUGGACAUUCUUACAUGGGAAGUUGUACAGGAUCCACUGGGAGUGAUUACCCCCACCACGACAAUUCCGCCUCCCCUCUACUCACCAGCGGAGGAGUAAUGGAGCCUCACCCCGUUUACUCCAGCUCAGCCUCUGCGUGGGCCCCGGCCCCCUCGGCUUCACUGAAUAAUGGGGCUUCCUACAUAAAACAGCAGCCUCUGUCUCCUUGUAAUCCGGGGGCCAACCCACUGCAGCCCAGCUUGCCCACGCAUUCACUUGAUCAAUCUUACCUGCACCAGAACGGCCACAGUACCACAGAUUUACAAGGUAUUCCUCGGUACCAUUCCCAGUCCCCCAGCAUGUGCGACCGAAAGGAGUUCGUCUUCUCGUUUAACGCCAUGACAUCCUCAGCGAUGCACUCCCCGAGCAGCGGCUCCUACUACCACCACCAACAGGUCUCCUACCAGGACAUCAAGCCCUGCGUCAUGUGAUCCCACCGUGGACCGGCUGCGGACGGAGGGAACGGUAUCACAGACAUGAGCCAUGCAGCAAAACGAACUGAGAACCGAGAACAAACGAAUAAAAAUAACCACUGAGAGACAAAGGCAUGCCCCAGCCAAUGGAAAGUGCUCACUGCUUCAAGUAGAUCGGACUACUUUACGCACCGACAAAGUCACGGAGACAGGCCAAAUCAUAUAGCAACUACAUGAUAUAAAAAAUAAUAAUAAUAUUAAUAAUAACAUUUUCAUGUCAUGUCGACUAGCGGGGUAAAGACUGGUGGCACGAAACCCUGCUGCUGUUUGGUACUUAGUCCUGCAGAGCGGAUGACUACCACUUCACACUUUUUGUUCAUGUUUAUUCUUCUUGUUAAUAGGCCAAUGUAAAAAUGCACAAUUCCAUUUCUUCUCCUGAAAUGUUAAUUUUCUUUCUUUCUUUCUUUCUUUUUUUUUUUUGUUCUUUUUUUUUAUUGACAAAUUAGACUGAGGCUCUUUUUCGGAUUUACGAAAUGAACAAUUAUGGACAUCACAUAUACAUAUUACGUCCAUACAGACUCUGUAAAAAAAACGAUGAAGGCACUUUUUGAAUAGCCUAUAAGCGCAACUUUUUAUUUAUUCUGUAGGCAUACAUAUUUUAAUUUUAGGCGAAUUGGCAAAGGAGGUAUGCUUUAUUGGCAAUAUUUGUCAGAACGCUUAUUAUAUUGUUUUAAAAUGAGAAUUGAGAAUAUAUUGUAAGCACUGUUGUCAUUUGUGUUAGAUAUACUGUAUGUAUGUAGACCAUUACUUUCAGCACUGUAUACUUAUAUACUGUUAGGAAAAUGAGCGAGGGUCCACCAGUGAGGACUAACCCUUAGGCUAUAUUACAACAAUUCAUUAAUUCAAGAAAUAAAAUAUAUCUGUUGGGUUGUUUGAGCCCAAAUCCACCAAAACAUUACAUAUUUCGAUUUUAUUACAUGUCUGUAAUUCUUGGAGAAAAUAAGGGGGACAUAAAAAUGCGCAUUUCUGAAACAUUAAUGUGUGUAGAAAUUUAACACUUUGGUUCAUACAUUAAUAGAUCUGUAAAAGGUUAUUUGUUGAAUGCUUCAUCCUCUGGUAAAACAGAGCAGAAAAUUCACCUAAGGGUCAUGAUUUUAUAAAAGCUCCAGUCUAUAAAAGUUUCAGUGUAAUAUUGAGGACGGGUAGCCUAGUGAUGCUUUCACUUGGCAAGAGGUUUAGAGGCCAUGCCUGCUUCUAAAACCUUUAAAAGGAACAAAUCUGAUUUUCUAUGAAACAAAGAGAAUCUGAUGUAGAAUUGAAAUAAAUGCUUUUUAAAGUUAGUGUGCCAUGCUUUCAUAUGUAACAAGAGCGUGCGCAAUUAAGGCGUAACAAAUCACAGACAGAAAUCUCAGGCGCCUCACAGGUUACACCAGUGAAAAUAUGCAGUUGUACUUUUACUCUGGUACAUUUUCCAAAGAAUAUUUCUGCAAUGACAAUAAAUGGUGCUGUUCUAAAUUAAUCUUUAUUAAUUGUGUAAUUUAUAGUUCAGGAGUGUCAAAAUUCCAUACACUUCUACGACCAAACGUGGUUUUGUGUGUUAAGAGUCCCUGAUAAAGGACAAAAAAUAAAACAUGAUUUAACAGGUUACUGGUAAAAUGAAGGAGAGACCAUAUAAACUUCUUUAAGAUUCCAAACAUACUACUAUUUUUUUUUUUAACAAAAUACAAAAUAAAUUUGCAGACAAAUCAUUACUUAAAUUCCUUAAUUUGCCAUAAAGUAAAAAAUAAUUUCCCACAAAAACUUUGUAAAAAAGCAGUAUGAGUAAAUACACUGUUGCCCAUAAAGCUGGAAAAAAUUGUUUUAGGACAUUUCUUUUUAUUCCUAUUUAUACACAUCAGUAAUCACCUUUGACCAUGUAUGAUUACAUCCUGAGUCCCAGUUACACUUUAUCUAUCAAAAAUAAAUCACAUUGUCAGUCAAUUAGUGAGAAGAGGUAAAAAAUAUUUUCUUCCAACUUUAUGGGCAACAAUGUAUUUUCUAUGAAUCGUGUGUUCAUAAAACUAUAGAGGAUUAAACAUUCAUAACUACAGCACACUUUGUCAGCUUUAUCUAAGCUAUAUAUUGUACUUUUGCUGUUUAGAGUUCUGAAGGAAACAGUGGGCGACCACCAGUAACUGUUUCUCAUUUAUUUAACACAAUACAUAUCUACAAUGUUACAUUGAAAAAGAAUGCAGUGCCAUGUAUAGAAGACUUCUGUCUGUGGCUAAUGUACAGACUGUGUCCAAAAGGACCUGUUUAGUUCAUCAACAUCAUCCACUCAGGUUUUGUGCCCUAAUUCACACUUUCCUAUAAGACAUUAAAUUUUAAUUUAAUUUGCAUUAGUGUUAAUUUUAUUUUGUGAGUAAUGCUGUUGAGGUUUGUGUUCAAACAUACAUCAGGCUGUAAGCUGUUCUGUCUUUAAUACUUGUGUAGCGUUACUAUCUCACAAUGUGACCACUGACUGAACCCACAAGAAAUGAGCGUGCCAUUUAGCACAGGGGUGGCAGCUCAGAGCAGCAGCAGCACAAACCGAUGACAUUUGCUGAGUUUCAGUUCUCUGGCGGGGCUGAGGGAAUGAGAUGGGGCUCCACAGCUGUUCCCUGGCCAGGCCUGGAUGACAGCUCCAUAAAAAGCCUGAGGCCUGCUCUGUGCAGACAGACAUGCUGCGUGCUUGUUCCUCAACACAAUCAGGAGUUCAGUAAAAACAGGUCGCUGUUCUGGAACAGCAGAAUGACACAAGGAUAACAGGUAAUGGGCAAUGUCAAAGAAAAUACACAAAGAUCUGACUAUAUAACACAGAACAAGGGGCAGAAAAUGUAAUCAUUUGGUGCUGGUGUCUGUGGCUUCAGCACAUAUUAUAUUUGUACAUUUCAUUUUGUAUUAUUUUCUCAGUCAGGGGACAAACCAGUAACACAGCAUCUUUUACAAUGUACCCUACAACAAGGCAGCAGUAAAUCAAACAAAAAAAAGUCAUCGUAAUGCGUGUAAUCUGAGAUAACAUUGCAAGGAUUCAACUUUCCUUAAACUCAGUUCUGUAGCAGGUUACAAAACAAACUUCAAGAUUUCUUUCUUUGAAAGUCACCCCACACUGCAAUUUGUGUCAAAAUUCAAUUGGAGAUGGCAUUUAACUUAUAAUUGUUACUUCUUAGUUGGUGUAAUAAUGCCAACUACAUGCUUUGAAGGUACUGUGACAUGUGAAACUAUGGAGUGAAAGCUGUGGUUUUUUAUGUAUAUCAUCUGGAUCCAAAAAUGCAAAAUUAAACAACAGAAAUUAUCUUGCUGCUGCUAUUGUUAAGACGUAUCUUCCACCAAAAAAAAAAAAAAAAAAAAAAAAAA